This is a messenger RNA of Ictalurus punctatus (channel catfish), 2069 nucleotides long. RefSeq names its product mevalonate kinase (gene mvk). The transcript has 10 exons. NCBI's taxonomy places the organism in Eukaryota, Metazoa, Chordata, Actinopteri, Siluriformes, Ictaluridae. Gene Ontology annotation, biological process: isoprenoid biosynthetic process; cholesterol biosynthetic process. The coding region runs from base 284 to 1483 and encodes 399 amino acids. Gene Ontology annotation, cellular component: cytoplasm. The record is from RefSeq and is a predicted model, not a curated record. Gene Ontology annotation, molecular function: mevalonate kinase activity; ATP binding.
UGGUCACCGAGCGUCGGGUUUUACUUCUUAUUCAGUGUUUGAGGAAGUCGGAGAGACUCUCAGGCAGAAAAUUCUCUAAUUUAUUUACUAUUUUAUUCGUGAUAUUUUAAUCCCGUGUGGUUUUAUAUGUUUAAGUGUGUAAUUCGGGACGUGGGCGGUGGUCUGUAAACUGUGCUUCUACGUAUAGUGGCUAAUAUUGUGUUACCACCCGUAAUGGGAGUUCAGUAUUGAUUAGGGAUUUCCGGAAUGUGGGUGGGUUUUUAGUGCUGGAUGUUUUGCAGACAUGGCGCCGGUUCAGGAGUGUUUCAUUUCCGCUCCGGGGAAAUCCAUCCUGCACGGAGAGCAUGCUGUCGUGCACGGGAAGCUUGCGUUGGCCGUGAGCUUGAACCUGCGCACGUAUCUGCGGCUGGAGGUCACGUCUGCAGCUGAAGUGUCCAUCAGUCUUCCCAACAUCGACACCUUCAUGUGCUGGAACGUCCGUGUGCUGAAACCGCUGCUGUCUCACCGUGAAGGUGAGUGUAGGAGCUCUACAGAUCUGGACACUGAGCUGGUGAGGAGGCUGAGGGAGUUUACAGCCAUCGCUGAUGGAUCCACAGACACCAGGAGCAUGGCGGUGCUGGCGUUCCUCUACACCUACCUGUGUGUGUUCGCCGACUCUGAAGUCUUGCCCAGUCUGAAGGUGUGUGUGUGGUCUGAGCUGCCUACAGGAGCAGGUUUGGGCUCCAGCGCUGCGUACAGUGUGUGUGUCUCUGCUGCUCUGCUCACUGCCAGAGGAACCAUCAGUUCUCCUCUUACUCAGAGCCAGCAGACAGCCAGGUGGAGUGAACAGGAGCUGGAGCUGAUCAAUAACUGGGCCUUUCAGGGUGAAAAGAUCAUACAUGGCAACCCAUCAGGAGUCGACAACGCUGUGGGAACGUGGGGGGGCUUUCUGCGGUACCACGCUGGGAAAAUUUCUCCACUGAGCAGGGUGCCCACACUGAGGAUCCUCCUCACCAACACUAAAGUACCGCGCAGCACCAAACUCCUCGUUUCCCGAGUGAAGGACAGAAUUAACCAGUACCCGUCUGUGAUGACGCCCGUGCUGGAGUCAGUGGACGCCGUGUCCCAAAUCUGUGAGCGCACACUUGCUGAGAUGGCUACAGAGGGAGCUUCAGCCGAACACUACAGCAUGCUGGAGGAUUUAAUAGACAUCAACCAGCACCACCUGAACGUUUUGGGCGUCGGUCACACGUCUCUGAACACACUGUGCCACGUCACACUCGCCCACGGCCUUCACAGUAAACUGACCGGAGCAGGGGGAGGAGGCUGCGCCAUCACACUCCUCACACCAGACACAGACGAGUCCGUGGUGCGAGACGUGAUGGAGGAGCUGAAGCAGGUCGGGUUUGACUGCUGGGAGACGAGUAUCGGAGCGCCGGGUGUCCUGAUGCACUCGCCCACCUCACUGACACACAGCGUCCUCGAAAUCCUCACCAAAUACUGAAGACCUGCUGAACACACACACACACUACAGAGGAACAUUACAGCUUCACCAACAGUAUUAUAUACAGUAUGCUAUCUGUGAUUACAGUAUUGAUGAACAGAAUGGUCACAGAUUUCAACAUUAUAUGUAAGACUCCUGAAUGACAUCCUCCAGUUUUCGCUUGCUAGCUUUGUUUAAGCAAAAAAAAACAUCACAGCUAGUGGGAUAUCUAAUGCACUGUGGGAUCUCUUACUUAUUUAAACUAACCUUAUAUUUCAAAAUAAAUCAGAUGUUUGGAUUAUCCUGACUGAUUGCAGGUGUAUUGAUGAUGAUAAUAAUGAUGAUGAUAAUAAUAAUAAUAAUAAUAAUAAUAAUAAUAAUAAUAAUAAUAAUAAUAAUAAUGUGGUAUCAUGUAUCACUUUCACAGCUGAGAGCAAUUAGCAAGUUAGCCUGAAAGACAGUAGGAACUGUGCUUUAUUAUUAUUAUUAUUAUUAUUAUUAUUAUUAUUAUUAUUAAGCUCUAGCCUAAGAUUAAAAUGAUUUCUGAGUGCUGUGCAAGUGUUCUGCAUGUCAGUUUGAAAUAUGAUUAAAUCUGAUAAGUAAAUGA